Brassica oleracea var. oleracea is the source of this 5851-nucleotide messenger RNA. RefSeq lists its product as uncharacterized. The transcript has a single exon. Gene Ontology annotation, molecular function: nucleic acid binding. Lineage: Eukaryota; Viridiplantae; Streptophyta; Magnoliopsida; Brassicales; Brassicaceae. Gene Ontology annotation, biological process: DNA integration. Bases 60 to 5741 code for a protein of 1893 amino acids. The record is from RefSeq and is a predicted model, not a curated record.
AGCAUUUUUAUUUUGUCUAAUGUUUCUGUCUUUCUCUUUCUGUUUGUGUUUUCAGGUGAAUGAGCGGAUUUCAUACUAGAAGCAAAGGAUCAUCGAAUUUAAUACCUUUGGAGUUAGAGCUCGGCCGCCUAGAGAGACAAGUGAAAAAGAAAAGACUUGAGUCCGCUGAAGAGGUUGAAAUGGCUGAACACCAAGAAGACCAGUUUCAGGACAACCCGCAAAAUCCAAUUCCUGUAGAUGAACGAGAAGGCAACAAUGCUGGUGAUAAUCAGCAGGCUGGUGUAGCUGCAAGACAACAGGCUGGAGACUAUGGCAUGCCUAGGAUGACGCUUGCACAUUAUGAUACACCAGAUGCAUUCUAUGCCGAUCGUUCUGGGAUUCGCCCACCUCCCAUUGAGAGAAGAGACUUUGAGAUCAAGACUGGUCUCAUUAAUUUGGUGGAGAAAAAUCCGUUUCAUGGAAACCCGUCUGAGGACCCGAUGUAUCACUUGGAGCAUUUUGAGCGAGUCUGUGACACCAGCAGACAUAAUGGAGUUCCUCAAGGCGCUUUGAAAUGCAGGUUGUUCCCGUUUUCCUUAGCUGAUAAAGCUAUCAGAUGGUUAAAGUCCAUCCCUCCAGGAUCUCUUACUACAUGGGAAGAGACAAGAGCUGCUUUUCUACAGCAUUUCUUCACCAAGUCAAGGUCCACAUAUCUGAGAAGCAGAAUUGGAAGCUUUCAGCAACUUGAUUCAGAAAGCUUUCAUGAGGCUUGGGAGCGUUUCAAGGAGUACACACAGGACUGCCCUCACCAUGGCUACACUGAUGUGAGUUUGCUGAACAUUUUCUAUAAUGGAGUUCAUGAAGAGAGUCAAGAUGCCAUGGACACAGCAAGUAAUGGUGAUUUCAUGACCAAGACUGUUGAAGAAGCUUACACCUUGUUGAACAACCUGUCAUCCAGCAAAGCAAACCGCAAGUCAAGGUUUGAUACCAGCCAGAAGGGUGUUGGUUAUGAAUCCAAGAAGAUAGAUGAGUUGAAUGCCAAGAUUGAGAUGCUUCUCAAGAGAGAUCAGAAAUCUGUGAAAUUUGUGGAGGAGCAAGGCUAUCGUUCCUCACAAGAAGCUGUUGGUGAUGAUUCAAGUGAUAUGCAGGCUGAUGUGAACUACAUUGGUGGUCAAGGAAACUACAACAGAGGCUACAAUCAGAACCUUGGGUGGAAUCAAAAUCAGCAAAAUAAUCUGUCUUACCGGAGCAACAAUGUGGAGAAUCCACAACAUCAGUCCUACCCUCAGGCAGGAAACAGGCAGAACCAGAAUCAGAACCAGAGUGUGUUCAACCAAGGAUUUCAGAACAGAAAUCAAUAUCAGGGGAACAACUCGGGCAACUCAGGAUUUCAGCAAAGGCAGCAGUACAACAACUAUCAGAAUCAAGGAAAUGCCUCUUCGUCACAGCCUUCUCAGGAUAACGAAAUUAAGAAGAUGCUGCAAAUGGUGCUAGAAGGUCAGAAGAAUAGCACUGCAGAGAUAAACACCAAGGUGGAUAACAUGUAUGGAGAGCUUAAUGGGAAGUUCGAAGCUUUGAACACCCAUUUGAAAGUUUUGGAAAAGCAAGUUGCUCAAACCGCCUCUAGCAGCAGAACAGCACCUGGAUUUCUACCAGGGAAGUCAGAGACGAAUCCCAAGGAGUUUGUGAAUGCUGUAACACUUAGGAGUGGAAAAACGAUUGAGGAAUCGAAAGAGAAAGAGAUCGACCGAUCUCAAGAACAGAUCGACCGAUCCAAGGGGAAGGAGAUCGACCUAUCCGGUCCAUCUGGAUCGACCGAUCCCGUGUCGACGAAACCAAAUUCCUCCGAACCUGAAGAGGUGUAUGUGGCGCCUCCUGCUUAUGUUCCUAAGGCUCCAUACCCAUCCAGACCAAGGCAGAAGAUCAAAGAACGUGAGUACGAGAAGCUAAAGAACCUUGUUGGGGAGUUACAUGUGAGAUUGCCAUUCGUUGAAGCGGUGAAGAUGGUACCUUCUCUUAAAAGGUACAUGAAGGAGAUUCUUACCGAUAAGAUGAGCCUAGAGCGGGGUGUGUUGAUGCUCAAUGAGGAGUGUAGCGCAGUUCUACAAAAUGUCAUGCCUAAAAAGCGUGAAGAUCCCGGAGCAUUUGUUCUACCAUGCCGCAUUGGAUCACUUACCUUUGAGAGGAGUCUCUGCGAUCUGGGUUCAGGAGUGAGCCUAAUGCCUUUCUCUGUCUCUGAGAGGCUAGGCAUGACGAACUACAAACCUACAAGGAUCUCCUUGGUCCUUGCUGACCGAUCAGUGCGAAGACCAGUCGGUGUACUAGAAAACAUCCCUGUUGGUGUUGGAAAGGGAUAUGUGCUUACCGAUUUUGUAGUUCUGGAGCUGGAAGAGGAACCUAAAGAUCCUCUCAUUUUGGGCAGACCGUUUUUAGCUACUGCUGGAGCCAUGAUUGAUGUACAGAAUGGGCAUAUAGACUUACGUCUAGGAGACAUGGCGAUGAGAUACAAUGUGGAGAAGGUGCUGAAAAAUCCGACUAUUGAUGGACAGACUUUCUGGGUUGAUACAUUGACUGAACUGGUGGAGGAAAUGGAUGAAGAGUUGCACACUGAUGAUCCUCUACAAGUCGCAUUGACCCAAAGGGAGAGUGAGUUUGGGUUCAUGAACCAAGAAGUGGUUGGAUUUUCUGAGAUUUUAGAUUCAGCCCCACCGAUUGAGAAGCAUGUCGCCUAUGUCAGCCUUGAAGACUCAGGCACCGAUAAAACCGUCAAACCGUCAUCCUCCCAACCAGAUUGGAGUGAGGAGAAUGCUCCAAAGGUGGAACUUAAAGCCCUCCCAGCUGGGCUGAGGUAUGCAUUCUUGGGACCGAAUUCCACAUAUCCUGUUAUUAUUUGUGCUAACCUGAAUAAUGUGGAGACCGCUUUGCUUCUUUCAAAAUUGCGAAAGUAUAGAAAAGCAUUGGGGUACUCUUUGGAUGAUAUUACAGGUAUUUCUCCAGAUCUUUGCAUGCACAAGAUUCACUUGGAGGAUGAGUCAAAGACGUCCAUAGAGCACCAGCGAAGACUGAAUCCCAAACUGAUGGAAGUUGUGAAAAAGGAGAUUCUAAAGCUGUUGAGUGCAGGGGUGAUCUACCCAAUUUCAGACAGUACUUGGGUGAGCCCGGUUCAUGUGGUUCCUAAGAAGGGUGGCAUCACUGUCAUCACAAAUGAGAAGGCUGAGCUGAUUCCUACCAGAACAGUCACAGGGCAUAGGAUGUGCAUUGACUACAGGAAGCUAAACUCAGCCACAAGGAAGGACCACUUCCCACUUCCUUUCAUUGACCAGAUGCUGGAAAGACUAGCCAACCACCCCUACUACUGUUUUCUCGAUGGUUACUCUGGGUUCUUUCAGAUACCCAUUCAUCCAGACGACCAAGAGAAGACAACAUUCACCUGUCCAUACGGUACUUUUGCCUACAGGAGAAUGCCUUUCGGAUUGUGCAAUGCUCCUGCCACUUUCCAGAGAUGCAUGAUGUCGAUCUUUACUGAUCUUAUUGAGGACAUUAUGGAGGUUUUUAUGGACGAUUUCUCAGUCUACGGUUCUUCAUUUAGCGACUGCCUUGCUAAUCUGUGCAAGGUGCUGGAAAGAUGUGAGGAGAAGAACUUGGUGUUAAAUUGGGAGAAGUGUCAUUUCAUGGUGAAAGAUGGCAUUGUUUUGGGUCACAGGAUAUCAGAGCAGGGUAUCGAGGUUGACAAAGCAAAGAUUGAAGUUAUGACCAGCCUACAGCCUCCCAGGACAGUGAGGGAUAUUCGGAGUUUUCUGGGACAUGCCGGUUUUUACAGGAGGUUUAUCAAAGACUUCUCUAUGAUAGCGAGGCCACUCACCCGUCUGCUGUGCAAAGAAGCGAAGUUUGUUUUUGAUGCUGACUGCCUCGCUGCGUUUCAGAUUCUCAAGAAGUCUCUAGUCAGUGCUCCCAUUGUGCAGCCACCAGAUUGGGACUUGCCAUUUGAAAUAAUGUGUGACGCAAGUGAUUACGCGAUUGGAGCUGUUUUGGGGCAGAGAAAAGACAAGAAACUCCAUGUGAUCUAUUAUGCCAGCCGAACGCUUGAUGAUGCUCAAAUCAAGUAUGCUACCACUGAGAAGGAGUUGCUGGCAGUAGUUUAUGCUUUCGAGAAGUUCAGGUCCUAUUUGGUGGGCUCGAAAGUAAUUGUGCACACAGAUCAUGCAGCCUUGAAGUACCUGAUGACGAAAAAAGAUGCUAAACCGAGACUCUUAAGGUGGAUCUUACUGCUACAGGAGUUUGAUAUUGAGAUCAGAGACAAGAGAGGAGCAGAAAAUGGAGUGGCAGAUCAUCUUUCCCGAAUGAGAGUGGAAGCUGAAACACCACUGGAUGAUACAUUACCCGAGGAGAAUGUCUAUGUGAUCACCUUGCUGGAGGAUGAGUAUUUGGAUCAGGCUGAUUGCUGUGUCAUGAGACAAAUUCAGGAUGAUCUACCAUGGUUUGCAGACUUUGCAAACUAUCUAUGUGCUGGAAUUGAACCACCGAACCUGAAGGGGUAUGAGAGGAAGAAGUUCAUGAGAGAUGUGAACCACUAUUACUGGGAUGAUCCCUUCCUCUACAAGAGAUGCUCAGAUGGUUUAUUCAGGAGAUGUGUUCUGGAGAAUGAGAUGCAAGGGAUUCUUUUCCACUGCCACAGUUCAGAAUACGCAGGCCAUUUUGCAACAUUCAAGACGGUUUCUAAGGUCCUGCAGGCUGGUUACUGGUGGCCUACACUUUUCAGAGACGCCCAUGAGUUUGUCUCAAAGUGUGAUGCAUGUCAGCGGAAGGGUAACAUCAGUAAGAGAAAUGAGAUGCCCCAAAAUUUCAUCCUUGAAGUUGAAGUUUUUGAUGUAUGGGGAAUUGAUUUUAUGGGCCCUUUCCCAUCUUCUUAUGGAAAUGAGUACAUCCUGGUUGCGGUUGAUUAUGUCUCCAAGUGGGUGGAAGCAGUAGCCAGCAAGACAAAUGACUCUAGUGUUGUCAAGAAAAUGUUCAAGACAGUCGUUUUUCCAAGAUUCGGGAUCCCGAGAGUGGUUAUUAGUGAUGGAGGCUCUCAUUUCAUCAACAAGACGUUCGAUAAACUGCUGAAGAAACAUGGAGUAAAGCAUAAGGUAGCUACACCUUAUCAUCCUCAGACAAGUGGGCAGGUUGAAAUAUCGAACCGAGAAAUCAAGGGGAUUUUGGAGAAGGCUGUAGGCAAAACAAGGAAAGAUUGGGCUGUGAAGCUUGAUGACGCCUUAUGGGCGUAUAGAACCGCCUAUAAAACUCCCUUGGGCACCACUCCUUUUAAUCUGGUCUAUGGAAAGUCUUGUCACCUACCUGUGGAAUUGGAGUACAGUGGUUUUUGGGCAACGAAGUUGAUGAACUUCGACAUUAAAACCGCUGCAGAAAGGAGGAUGGUUCAGUUGAACGAGCUGGACGAGAUUCUGUUGAACGCCUAUGAGAACACCAAAAUCUACAAGGAAAGAACUAAGGCGUGGCAUGACAGAAAGAUAAUCCCGAGAGACUUCGCUGUUGGAGACAAAGUCCUUCUGUUCAACUCUAGACUCAAGCUAUUCCCUGGAAAGCUUAAGUCUCGUUGGUCCGGACCUUUCACCAUCACAGAGGUUAGACCUUAUGGAGCUGUUGUCUUGGAAGAGAAUGGGAAGAAGUUCACAGUCAAUGGGCAGAGGCUAAAACCUUACUUCACAGAUGCAAAACCCGAAGAAGGAACCAACAUUCCUUUAUCGGAACCUGAUAUCGCCUAAGGACAACAAAAUAGUCAGGCUCGCGACUUUAAACAAGCGCUGAGUGGGAGGCAACCCACAUGGUUUGAUUUUCUUUCUCUUUUGUGAUUAUGUUUUCUUGUGUGAAUUGA